UUUUGGGUUUUUCCUGGACAUCCUCGCAAUUCCUCUCGGAUCUUUUCUGGUGUUUGUUUCUUCCCUGGCCGUCUGCCAUUUUGUCUUCUCUGUGGUACGUGACCCAGAGAUCCGCCGCCCGCCCUCCGCCCCCCUCCACGUCCCUCCACGUCCCUCCACGUCCCUCCACACCUUUUCGUACCACACUGGUUCUCUGAGAGGCUCCAUCCUGGCUGGCACUAUUCCUGCCAAGGGGGAAGAGGACUUCCUUACGCUGGCCGCCUCGCGGCUCAGCCGCAGGAAACGGGUCAUCGGAGCUGCUGUAGGUGUGGCCAUGGUCCUAAUACUGUUGGUCGCCAUUCCCCUGCUGGUUCACACGACCAAAGGGGGGCAUGCUGGGAACGCAGGGAGCCAUUAUGAAAUGCUCGGGAGCUGCAGGAUGGUAUGCGAUCCGUACGCCACGUCUCAGCCGGGUCAGGAGCUGACGGCCGUGUCUCCGCCGCCGCAGGAUUACUCCGGGAAGAAGAUGAAGUCCGGGCUCCGGGGGCCUCCGGGGAUCCCGGGCCCUCCGGGAGCACGUGGACCUCCUGGAGAGCCGGGAAAAGCGGGGCCACAGGGGCCUCCGGGUCCGGGCCCCGGCGGCUACUCUCCCUCCCUCUACACUCCCAAAAUUGCGUUUUACGCAGGGCUGCGCAAGCAGCACGAAGGCAGCGAGAUACUGAAGUUUGACGACGUGGUGACCAACGUUGGCAACUACUAUGAACCCAGCACUGGCAAGUUCACCUGCCCGCUGCCUGGCAUCUACUUCUUCACCUACCAUGUUCUAAUGAGAGGUGGUGAUGGGACCAGCAUGUGGGCAGACCUGAAGAAGAAUGGACUGGUGAGAGCGAGCGCCAUUGCUCAGGAUGCCGAUCAGAAUUACGACUACGCCUCCAACAGUGUGAUUCUGCAUUUGGACGUAGGCGACGAGGUGUGUGUGCAGCUGGACGGAGGGAAGGUCCACGGCGGAAACACAAACAAGUACAGCACCUUCUCUGGCUUCCUCAUCUACCCAGACUGAAUCAGAUCCUCGACCGCAGACCAAGGAGGGAUUAGGAAAACACCCACACACACACACACACACACAGAC
Molecule: messenger RNA, 1108 nt
Organism: Salarias fasciatus (jewelled blenny)
Lineage: Eukaryota; Metazoa; Chordata; Actinopteri; Blenniiformes; Blenniidae
Gene: c1ql4a
Product: complement component 1, q subcomponent-like 4
Exons: 2
Coding region: 314-1039 (241 amino acids)
Molecular function (GO): protein binding
Source: RefSeq, a predicted model, not a curated record